Molecule: messenger RNA, 2476 nt
Organism: Talpa occidentalis (Iberian mole)
Lineage: Eukaryota; Metazoa; Chordata; Mammalia; Eulipotyphla; Talpidae
Gene: DDX59
Product: DEAD-box helicase 59
Exons: 8
Coding region: 194-2056 (620 amino acids)
Molecular function (GO): nucleic acid binding; RNA helicase activity; ATP binding
Source: RefSeq, a predicted model, not a curated record
CGCCUUUUGAGGACUUGAGUUCCGGGCGCUCCUCGGCUCGCGUGGAUCCGUCCUUCCCUCCCCCUGACCCCUGGGCGUUUCCGGAGGCUUAGGGUGGUGAUCCAGACCCUCAGUUGCACGUUUGUUGGAAUGUUUCCGGAAAAAUGGAAUCUGGCAAUUUAUCCAGAGCAUUUUAGGAAAACAAUAUUGAAGGAUGUUCGUUCCAAGGUCUCUGAAAAUCAAGAGGAAUGCUAAUGAUGAUGUCAAAAUUUGUGCUGCUAAGAAAAUUAAACCAGAAGCAGAAGACCUUCAGUUGGAUAAAGACAGAAAUGAUUCAGUUGAUACUUCAGGUACAAAAGAAGCUGAAACACCAGGCAGGUCCAGUGGGGAGCCUUUCCCUUUGCCCUGUCCAGCUGGCCAGUUGACCCAGGUUGGCAUGGGCGCAUCUGAGCAGGAUACAAAGGAUAGCAGUCUUUCUGAAGACCCUGUUAAGUCAUUUUCCAAAACACAGCGUUGGGCAGAGCCAGGGGAGCCUGUGUGUGUCAUCUGUGGUCGUUAUGGAGAGUAUAUCUGUGAUGAGACAGAUGAAGAUGUGUGCAGCUUGGAGUGUAAAGCAAAACAUCUUCUGCAAGUUAAGGAAAAGGAAGACAAAUUCAAACUUAGUAAUGCUCAGAAAGCUGAUUCUGAGCCAGAGUCUCCACUUAAUGUUGCUUAUGCCUAUAAAGAACACCCCUUUAUUCUGAACCUUCAGGAGGCCCAGAUUGAAAAUCUUAAACAGCAGCUAGGAAUUGUAGUUCAAGGUCAGGAUGUCUGCAGGCCCAUUAUUGACUUUGAGCAUUGUGGUUUCCCUGAGGCCUUAAAUCACAACUUGAAGAAAUCAGGCUAUGAAGUUCCAACCCCCAUCCAAAUGCAGAUGAUACCUGUGGGGCUUCUGGGAAGAGACAUUUUGGCUAGUGCAGAUACUGGCUCUGGCAAAACAGCUGCCUUUCUUCUUCCUGUUACCAUCCGAGCUUUAUUGGAGAACAAAACUCCAUGUGCACUCAUUCUCACACCUACACGAGAGCUAGCCAUUCAGAUCGAGAGACAGGCUAAAGAGUUGAUGAGUGGCCUGCCACGCAUGAAGACCGUGCUUCUGGUAGGGGGCUUACCCUUGCCCCCACAGCUUCAUCGCCUGCGGCAGUAUGUGAAGGUUAUCAUAGCAACUCCUGGGCGAAUUCUGGAUAUAUUAAAACAGAACUCUGUAGAACUCUGCAAUAUAAAAAUCGUAGUAGUAGAUGAAGCUGAUACCAUGUUAAAGAUGGGCUUUCAACAGCAAGUACUUGACAUUUUGGAAAACGUUCCUAGUGAUUGUCAGACCAUAUUGGUCUCAGCUACAAUUCCAAGUAGCAUGGAGCAACUAGCUAACCGGCUUCUGCAUAAUCCCGUGAGAAUUAUCACUGGAGAAAAGAACUUGCCAUGUCCCAAUGUGCGUCAGAUUAUUUUGUGGGUAGAAGAACCAGCCAAAAAGAAGAAGUUAUUUGAAAUCUUAAAUGAUAAGAAACUCUUCAAGCCUCCAGUGUUAGUAUUUGUGGACUGCAAACUAGGUGCAGAUCUGUUGAGUGAAGCUGUUCAGAAAAUCACAGGCCUGAAAAGCGUAUCUAUACAUUCAGACAAGUCCCAAAUGGAGAGGAAAAACAUCUUGAAGGGAUUACUGGACGGAGACUAUGAGGUGGUGGUGAGCACAGGAGUCCUGGGCAGAGGCCUGGACCUCAUCAGUGUCAAGCUGGUGGUCAAUUUCGAUAUGCCUUCAAGUAUGGAUGAAUAUGUGCAUCAGGUUGGAAGAGUGGGGAGAUUAGGUCAAAAUGGAACUUCAAUUACUUUGAUCAAUAACAGUUCAAAAAGACUCUUCUGGGACAUUGCAAAAAGGGUAAAACCCACUGGAUCCAUUCUUCCCCCACAGUUAUUAAAUUCCCCUUACCUUCAUGACCAGAAGAGAAAGGAACAGCAGAAAGACAAACAGGCACAGAACAAUCUGGUAACGGGAUCUAAUCUUAUGGACAUUAUUAGAAAACAUGAUAAGAGUAAUUCUCAAAAAUGAUUUGUUACAUCAUUUUGAAUAUAUUUUUGUGUAUAAUCAUAGAAAUUUCUGUAUAUUAUUACUGUAAAAUUUGAAUAAAUGGGACAUGUAAGUGAAGCAGAACUUUACAUAUGAUUUUCUAAUGUAAUAGAAUCUCAAAUUUAUACAGCAGUGUUGUAUUUAUUUUCCUUUUUUACUCAUAAAUUAAAUGACCUCAGUAAGUGAAUUUUUAAUAAAAUAUAUUUCUCCUUGAUAAGGCUUUAUUUUUAAAAAAUAAAUAUUCCUGAAAGUUACUUUCAGAGCCAGAAAGUUCCACAGCAAGGAGUCUGACCAAGCAUGGCAAUCCCUUCAUGCAGUGCCCACUGGUGCCAUCACUCUGGCACCUCAAUUAUUGUUGGGUGAAUGAAAGCUGGUUAGGAGGAAAGUAAAUGAUAGAAGCUG